Schistocerca gregaria is the source of this 3445-nucleotide messenger RNA. RefSeq names its product ankyrin homolog. Gene Ontology annotation, cellular component: nucleus; cytoplasm. The coding region runs from base 8 to 1144 and encodes 378 amino acids. NCBI's taxonomy places the organism in Eukaryota, Metazoa, Arthropoda, Insecta, Orthoptera, Acrididae. Gene Ontology annotation, molecular function: protein binding. The record is from RefSeq and is a predicted model, not a curated record. The transcript is spliced from 3 exons.
AGCAGAAAUGACGAAUGCCGGCGUGACGGAAGUGCUGGAGAAGCAGCUGUCGGCCAAAGAGAUACUGAAGUGGAGUCCAUUGCGCUUCGCCGAAGAAACUCACGCUUGGGGAUGGGUGGAAAUUCUGCUGCAAGGAGGCUUACCUCGGAAGCACCUGGAAGUAACGAGAGCCAAGUUGAGUGACCCCGAGCACGCCGCCGGCAUCAUGGAGCAGCUGUGCGAGUGCGGGCACCUGCAGCUGCUGCAGUUCGCCCUCUCCGUGGACCCUGCCCUGGCGAACGUGGCGCUGCAGGGGGGCGGCCGCAGCCCGCUGCAGGUGGCGGCGGCGCGCCGGCGCGACGCGGCGGUGCGGCUGCUGGUGGAGGCGGGGGCCGACGUGGGCGCCCGGGACGGCCGCGGCCGCACCGCGCUGCACGCCGCCGUGGCGCACGGCGCCGUCGACGCCACGCGCAUCCUGCUGCACGCCGGCGCCGACGCCUGGGCGCGCGACGCCGACGGCAGGACGGCGCGCGAGCUGGCGCGCAGGAACGAGCAGGUGGCGACGGUGCAGGUGCUCGAGGAGCUCACCGGCGAUGUGCACUGGCCGCUGCGGCGCCUCAUCCUGGCGGCCGAGGCCUCCAACGUGCCCGCGGUGCGCCAGCUGCUGGCCGCCAGGCGCGGGCCUCCGAAGGGCAGGUGGACGCACCUGCACUGGGCGUCGCUCAAGGGCAGCGCCACGGUUGUCAGGACGCUGGUGGCCGCCGGGAUGGACCCCGACGCGCGCGACCGGCACGGCAACACCCCGCUGCACGCGGCGGCGGCGCGGGGCCGGCCGGAGGUGGUGCAGGCGCUGGUGGAGGCGGGGGCCGCGCUCAACGCGGCGGACGCCACCGGCUCGACGGCGCUGCACUACGCCGUGCGCACCGGCAACGUGGCGGCGGCGCGGCUGCUGCUGGCCGCCGGCGCCGACACCGAGGUGCGCGAUGGCGACGGCGACACCGCGCUGCACCGCGCCGUCUCCAGGGGGUCGCUGGACGCCGUCAGCGCCCUGCUGCACGCAGGCGCGCGCCGCGACGCCGCCGACGCCGACGGCCGCACGCCCUACGACGUGGCGCGCCUCUUCGGCUACACCGACAUGCUCCGCUUCCUGCGCCUCUCCCCCUGACUGCUCCGCCAGUCUACACCUCUCCACCGUACUGUGCAAACCACUGUCAGCUGUGUCGCAGACAGUGCUUCCCGUUGUGGGAGUCGUUAUUUCUUCUUCCCAUUCCAAUCAUGUAUGGAGAGCGGUGAAUGUUUAAGUGCUGUGUGCGCAAUAUCAUUAACAAUAUCUGGUCAUCACGAUCCUCAAGGGAGCAAUACGUCAUUUAAAGCUUCUUCUUCAAAGCCUUCUAGGGUCAGUUUUUGUCUGUCAUUAAGAGCCUGGCAGUUCAAUUUCUUUAGCAUCUCUGUGACACUCUCCUACGAGUCAAAUAACCCUAUGACACUCGGCCUCCCUUCUCUGUAUCUAUUCCAUAACCACUACUUUCGUAUGGGCCCACGCACUUUACUAAUAUUCUCGAAUGAGCCACACGAGUGUUUUAUAUGGAAUUGUAUUUCCCGACUGUUCUACAAAUAAAUCGUAAUCAGCCACAGGCUUUACCCAGAACUGAGCUUACACGAUCAUUCCAUUUUAUAUCCCUCCAAAGUGUAACACCCUACUUUUUGCAAAUGCAGACCAUGGCGACAUGUACAGGAAGAGAGUGAAUCAGAUUCUGGAAGGUACCAUCAAGGAUUUGUAGCUAUGUCAACUCAAGUGCUGUGGCCAGCUGACCUAGGUUUCUCGGCUGAGUAUCCACUGUGCGAACAGCUUCAUGGUGGCUCCACAGAUUCCCCUACAAAGUGUAACGCCCUACCUUUUGCGAUGCACGCCAUGGAAACAUGUACAGGAAGAGAGUGAAUCAGAUUCUGGAAGGUACCAUCAACGAUUUGUAGUAAAGUCAAUUCUAGUACUGUGGCCAGCUGAGGUAGGUUUCUUGGCUGAGGUUCCAUUGCGCGAACAGCCUGAUCAAGGUGCUUCUACAGAUUCUCAAGGGAUUUUAAAUCUGGGGAAUUUGGCGGCCAGGGGCUACAGUUAACUCAUGCUGUUACUCUCUCAAUCACGCACCUACACUGUGUGAGCUGUGUGACAACUUGCAAGUUAUCAUGUGAAGGAAAAAGAGCAUGAAGGUGUGGACAUCAGUAGAACAGUAAGGGUGGCAUGGAUGCACUUUUGAUAUCUAAUUGAUAAGUACAUUGAUCAAUUAAUUACCACCACGGCACUGCAAGUAGUCUUCAACCAUGACGACACAUGAUGCCGCAUGUCUCAUAUCCUUAGUCCACCUCAGAGUGUCCACAUCUGUUGUAAGAUAUGGAUACAUUUUGGAUCUUAGACCAAGAAACUCCACAAUCGACAAUCGAUUCGCCUCAUCCUGCAGUAGGCCUGUAUCCUCUUGUUAAUAAACAAACAGAAAAUAGAUAGAUGGCCUAAGAUACAAAACUUCAUAUCACUGAUCCCACAAAAUAACACAAUUAAUUAAAAUUCUUCAGUAAAUUUAAACAAAGGAAUACUCACCCUUUAAACAAAGAACGUUUAUAGGUAAUCAGUUUAAAAUUUAAAGAAGAUACUCACGAAAAUAACCAAGAAAGCAAGUAUAAACAUGCCCUUACCCUAAUACUGACAUCAUCCCCAAGGAUAGAGGAACUCUUGUGUUGAUCCAUUGGGUCUUCCAAAAUGACGAGAUUACCCUUGGGAUACCACAAAAACAAUCCUCAGACCGUAUUGCUUUCUCCUCUGGCCUGGAACCAUAGUACAAAAUUUCUUAAAGCAAGUCUGCCUCAAUCCUGUGGAACGUAAAGUGUGAUUCACAGAAAGGGCCAUCUGUCGCCACACAGUUGAACUCCAGUGUCAGUGCUAGCGUGCAAAUUCCAGCCUUCUUCGCCAAAGGAUAGUAGUCAGUAUGGGUCCAUGAACCAGGUGCCUGCUGCAGAGGCGCAUAUGCUCAUCACUGAGCAGCUAUCGAGGAGACGGUGUUGGAAGUCCCUUGGUUCAUCUGGGCAGUCAGUUGCUCAACAACAGUGCUUCUAUUCGCUCUAACACAUCUCCAAGGUCAUUGUCCAUUUCUCUUGUCUAUGGCCCAUGGUGCACAACAGUUGUCCUGGCGCCGAUUUUGGGUAACACCAUUUUGCCAUGCAUGGUAUUCUUUAACCAUAAUGGCACACAAACUGUUAACCAACACAGUACUUCAGUAACGAUUGCAUCUUAGGCCUGAAAGCCAAUGAUACUGUCCUUAUGCGAGUCAAAUAAGUCUAUCUGUUGCCAUAUUACGACGUUGAUGACUGCACUGUUUUUCGCAUCCCCUAGCAAGCUUUAUAUACCCUCCAAUGCUUGUGCUGCCAUCUAUAACCAAUGUAGUCCUGGUGACAUUAUUCUGACUAGGCAGAAAUC